This is a messenger RNA of Oenanthe melanoleuca, 1675 nucleotides long. It is a transcript of the gene LRRC34, whose product is annotated as leucine rich repeat containing 34. The record is from RefSeq and is a predicted model, not a curated record. Gene Ontology annotation, molecular function: protein binding. Bases 347 to 1600 code for a protein of 417 amino acids. The transcript is spliced from 11 exons. Lineage: Eukaryota; Metazoa; Chordata; Aves; Passeriformes; Muscicapidae.
AGAGCAGCUGAUCCGUGUAACCAUGGACAGUUUUGCAAAGGCUCCUCGGAGACCAGCUCCGUGCUCUGGGGCGCGGUGAGGAACCUGCCCUGCCCCGUCUGCAGGGUCUGGGCAGCACCGGGGGCUCAGCCCCUCACCGGGGACACCGGGGGGCUCCUGGCAACCUGCCCUGCCCGCUGCCUGCUGCUGCCAGCCCGGGACACCCUCCUUGGGAGCGGGCAUCGGGACACGCUCCCCGGGAGCGGGCUCCGUUACCGAGCUCGGAGCAGCCCGGUUACCGAACUCACCGCGGGCCGCUCACCGCGGGCUGAGCGGGACGGGACAGGUGCUCAUCGCUCAGCAGGUCAUGUCGGUUCUUCCGGAUCUUCACCUGCAUUAUGCGCAGGCCUGUCAAAAUCUGAGCCAGCCUGAAAACCCCUUCAUUGCUCGUGUGCUUCAAGAAGCUGAUAAAAAUGAGGAAAUAAGUACAAAAGGAUUCACAUUAAAAUUAGCUGGAAAUAAUCAUCUGGUGCCUGUGCCAAGAGUUACAGAUGAUGAUCUUGGAGUUCUUGUCUCUGUCUUAGGCCAAGCUGCCUUUGUCACAGGUUUGGAUCUUGCCUAUAAUUUACUGACUGAUGCUGGAGCAAAGACCAUGGCAACAUUCCUCCAGGAAAACUCCACUCUGCGGUACCUGAACCUGAUGUUCAAUGACAUUGGCACAAGUGGGGCAGAGCUGAUAGCAGGAGCACUCCAUAGCAACCAAAGUCUUGUGCACCUGAGAAUGACUGGAAACAAAAUAGGAAACCAAGGUGGGAUGUUCUUUGCUUCAAUGCUAAAAAUCAACUCAACCUUACAGAAGUUGGAUCUUGGAGACUGUGAUGUGGGCCUACAGUGUCUGGUAACAACAGCCAUAGCCCUGACUCAGAACAAAUCACUCAAAGCCAUAAACCUAAAUCGUCCUCUGCUAUCCAGCCAACAGGAAGAGACAACAGUUCAUAUAGCUCGGAUGUUGAGAACUAAUUCUUCUCUUGUGGAACUACACUUGGGCAAGCAUGAAAUGAAAAACUUUGGUGUAGAGCAACUGUGUGAGGCCCUGUACCAAAACUCCAGCCUGAGAUACCUUGACCUUAGCUGUAAUAACAUAAUCUGUGAUGGUGUGAAAUUUUUGGGAGAGCUACUAAAAAAGAACCAAACCCUGGAGAUCCUGGAUCUUAAUGCAAACCGAAUAGAAGACGAGGGAGCCAUGCACCUGAGCGAGGCCUUGACAACGUGGAACAGGAGUUUGCGGGCGUUGUCCAUUGUAAGCAACAAUAUAACUGGCAAAGGACUUUUAUCUCUUGCACAAGCAGUGCAAUCCAACAUGAAACUUUCCCAUAUUUACAUCUGGGGGAAUAAAUUUGAUAGAAGCACCUGUUUGGCGUUCACGGAGCUGAUCGAGACGGGCCGCCUGCAGCAGGGCUGCACUGAUGUGGUUCCCUACGAGGUGGAUGGGAAGGUUUUCCUGGCAGAGCUGUCCCACGGGCUGGGCAAGCACCGUUACUGGGCCCCGCGCUGCGCCGCCGUGGCCCCCGGCGCCGCCAACGCCAGCCUGGAAAUCCUCCCUGUCUCGGAGUAUUUGUGAGCCAGGCAGCACUCCCUGUGCCUCAGCUUUCCCUGCUGAGGAAAAUAGAUAUCCUAGUAAAAUAGAUAUAUCAGU